AUGCUGGCAGCUGAAAACAAAUUUGAUCUGCAGAGCCUAACUCAAGAAUGGAGUAACCAGUUGGUGCAACACGGUUUGCGCCUUAAUUUGAAGAAAACCGAGUGCAUGACAUCAGACAGACAUGAAAUGGGAACCAUCAAUAUUAAGGGUGAAGAUUUGACUCGUGUGUGUAAGUACCUUGGUUCCACGAUCACCGUUGACGGCCGACUCACCGAAGAGCUCGACACCAGGCCUCAGGUAGCAUGGAUGAAGAGGCGAACAUCAACCGUAGUCGCUUGUGACCGCAGGAUGAAAGAUAAUUUAAAAUCAAAAAGCUACCGCACCGUCAUCCGACCAGUCACCUUGUAUGGUUGUGAGUGA
Messenger RNA from Schistocerca nitens (vagrant locust), 360 nucleotides. RefSeq lists its product as uncharacterized. The transcript has a single exon. NCBI's taxonomy places the organism in Eukaryota, Metazoa, Arthropoda, Insecta, Orthoptera, Acrididae. The coding region runs from base 1 to 360 and encodes 119 amino acids. The record is from RefSeq and is a predicted model, not a curated record.